UGUUGUCAUGAGAAACGCUGUUAGCCUCAGUCAGCAGCACACGGCUGGGUCGCUCCAAGUGGAUAUAAGUUUAUUGCCCUUUUUCCCGGUCUGACAACAUUUCUCCUACAAAAGUGGGAAAAUGUUGGGCUACAUCUGGCAUUACUUUUACUCAUCCUUCCUGAGAUACAUUCAGAAGUGGCUCAUCAGACAGGUAACAGGGACGUGUGAGCUGCAGAGGAUAUGCUCUGGAUACCAGCCAGGAGCAGCCAGGACGACAAGAGCAGAGUACUCUUUGAGGUCGUCAAAGAGCAAGGUUUUAAGAGGAGCUUUGGAAACAAGCAAGGAUAAUUUAGGACAAAGUGUGGAUCAGGUUAUGAAAGAGAAGAGCAUCAAACCGGAGAAAGAUCCCCAGUUCAAGGAGCGGUUCCACAUCUGUCUGCUCCAGAUCACAGGAUACGGCAGCUUGUACGCAUCUGUUGAAGACUUGAGGACAGUGACCUUCAGCUCAGACAACCCUAAGCAUGAGGCCAUGCUUUUUAAGCUGUGGGACCUGUUGAUGCCGGCGGUGAAACUGGAGUCCAGGAUCACCAAACAGUGGGGCGACAUCGGAUUCCAGGGAGACGAUCCCAAGACCGACUUCAGAGGAAUGGGUCUCCUGGGCCUCAUCAAUCUUGUUUUUUUCAGUGAAAAUUACACGAUGGAGGCUCAGCAGGUCCUGUCACAUGCAAACCAUCCUAAACUUGGGUAUUCAUAUGCUAUAGUUGGGAUCAAUCUGACGGAGAUGGCCUACAGCCUCCUGAAGAGUGGUGCUUUGAAACCACAUUUCUACAAUACAGUUCAGGGCUGGCCUGAGCUCCAACACUUUCAUCAGCUAUACUGUUACCUGGCAUAUGAAUUCGAUAAAUUCUGGGUUGCGGAAGAGCCGGAGAGCAUCAUGCAUUUCAAUCAGUACAGAGAGAAGUUCCAUAAUAUCGUGAAGGCACAUCUGCAGGACCCUGAUGUGUCUCUCACACUGACUGUCAGCUCUGGAAACUGACAGAAGUCGUCGUCAGCGUGACAUUUGAUCUCAAACUGGUCGAAGCGGAAAGAUUCAGCGAAGGAAAUGCUGAAUAUAAAAAAAAAACUUUACAGACACAAGCUGCCCUGCAUUUCACAUUUCUCUGAAACACAAACGCCUAAAUCCUCCUGUAUUCCGUCGUGUAAUUCGUUAGUGAUAUUCAGUGUCUUUACCGGUAGUUUUUGCAAA
Messenger RNA from Salarias fasciatus (jewelled blenny), 1228 nucleotides. RefSeq names its product ELMO/CED-12 domain containing 2 (gene elmod2). The coding region runs from base 122 to 1018 and encodes 298 amino acids. The transcript is spliced from 9 exons. The record is from RefSeq and is a predicted model, not a curated record. Lineage: Eukaryota; Metazoa; Chordata; Actinopteri; Blenniiformes; Blenniidae. Gene Ontology annotation, cellular component: membrane. Gene Ontology annotation, molecular function: GTPase activator activity.